AUGGGAGGCUACCGUUCUUCGUACGAGUGCAGCUCGCUGCGCAAGUGCGACAUGUCCAUCCUUCAUAUUGCUGCCUUGUUGCUUGGAAUCUGCCCGGCUGGCACUGAUGGUGUAGAUUGCGAGAUUUCUCCCAGCCAUGGGAAGGCAUUGAUCCAAAUGCGGCAGGCGAUGAACGAUGCGCCAAUGAAGUCAUGUUUGUCAUUCAUUCACAUUCCCAAGAACAUGGGUGGUACAGUUGAAAUUGCUGGAAACAUUGCCUUUGGCGUGAACCCAGCAGACUCAAAUGACACGUGUGCCAACUGGGCUGCUGGCAACAGAACCUCAUCCAACCAGAGGUUCUGGGGAUACUGUGAUGAUCACCUCAAUUGCUCGAAUCGCAUUAACAUCAGCCAUUGUGGUGUUCCAGCUGGCACAGAUGCUCCUGUCGAUCAAUGCCAUUUCCAGCACUUCCCACCUGCCUGGGAUCCAACGCUAGCAGAAUCUUAUGUCCAGUGCGACACCUUCUGUAUCUUGCGGCAUCCAGUGGAUCGAUUCAUCAGCUCAUUCUUGUGGGUUCACCGGAACGAAGACGACCUGUCUUAUUGCAGUCCUAAAGCUUUGGAGACCUAUGCUGUGAAGCACUUGAAGGAUUUGAGCGUUCUGGAUUGUGUCCAUAGGAAUAGACUCAAUGGUUGUCUUCUCGUGCCGCAAGUCUACUACGUCUUUGAGAAAGGUGAUCCCCAGCAGCCGCAGAUUUGCCGCCAUGUGCUGCACAUGGAUUCAAUCGACCAUGAGUUUCCUGCCUUGAUGAAGAGCUAUGGCUUGUCCGUUGACCUCGAGGGAUACUGGAACCAUCGGUCGAACGAUUGCCAUGACUUCUCUCCCACGCGAAAGACCAUCAAGCUUGUGGAAGACUUCUAUGCUCAAGACUAUGAAGCCUUUGGCUUCUCCCGAGAUGCCUAG
Durusdinium trenchii is the source of this 942-nucleotide messenger RNA. The record is from the annotation of a GenBank genome assembly. NCBI's taxonomy places the organism in Eukaryota, Dinophyceae, Suessiales, Symbiodiniaceae.